AUGACGGACGCAGACCAGACUCCACUAGAGAGGUACUUGAACGUACCGGUAGUAUUCAAUCACUGUGUACAGUUUGAAUACGCUCCCCCCUUCUCCCCCACAGUGUGGCUACCGCUUUUCCAGCUGUGGCAGUGUAGUUCAUUCCUCCCGCCGCUACCCAACGGCUUAUCCACUACGUCCGUGAUCUUUAAGAUUGUAUCUCAUACGAGUAAUGGGCUCUUCUGUAUUUUGGGCAUUUUACAUGACCUAAAUACAGAAGAGAUGGAAACUAGCACCCAACUGGCUGAUAGUAAUGUGAAUUUGGAUUCGGGAAUCCAGGCUGCCUGUGAGCAGCCGACUGCAAAUUACAGUGGGGUCGAGAAGUGUAGUGAUGCUGGCUCGAGUGGAAGUCGCAAGCGGGACCACGCCGAGACGACGUGGAGCUGUAACAAGUAUGAUACGGACGAGUUCGGUGACGCGACCGAGUAUGACGGCUCGUUCACGGCGAAUGAUGAUGCCGACGUGAACGAUGAUGCGGACGUGUACGAUGGAGCGGACGUGACGAGUACGGUGACUCGUUUGACGAACGCGUACGGCUUCGCAUUGGAGACUGCGAGCCACGGAUACGGAUUGGACGGUGUGCUGCUCGAGCUCAGUGGAGCGAGUAGUAGUGCGCAAACGGACGGACGGACGAACGGGGCGGCGUCUGAAGUGCGUGAUGAGCCCAAGUGA
Phytophthora infestans T30-4 is the source of this 711-nucleotide messenger RNA. RefSeq lists its product as uncharacterized. NCBI's taxonomy places the organism in Eukaryota, Oomycota, Peronosporomycetes, Peronosporales, Peronosporaceae. The coding region runs from base 1 to 711 and encodes 236 amino acids. The record is from RefSeq and is a predicted model, not a curated record. The transcript has 8 exons.